This is a messenger RNA of Neofelis nebulosa (Clouded leopard), 1653 nucleotides long. It is a transcript of the gene TRIM15, whose product is annotated as tripartite motif containing 15. Gene Ontology annotation, molecular function: zinc ion binding. The coding region runs from base 279 to 1352 and encodes 357 amino acids. The record is from RefSeq and is a predicted model, not a curated record. The transcript has 5 exons. Lineage: Eukaryota; Metazoa; Chordata; Mammalia; Carnivora; Felidae.
UGAACCCACUCAGCUGAUGGGUGGUUCCGGGGAAGCACACGUGGCUUCCCUGUCUCAGCCUCCCGUGGUCUUCCCUCAGUGACUCACGCAAACGUGACUCAUCUUGGGGAAGGACAUUCGUGUGGCCUGAGGCAGAGGCCUCAGUGGACAGGCUGGGGAAGGCACCGUGAUGCCCUCAGCCCCUUCCCACGAGGAGGCCACCAGUCCGGCCUGCAAGAGGCCCCACAAAGGGCCUGUGGGCACACCUCCUGCUGGCCGUGCCUCAUCUGCCCUCUGGGAUGGGGGCCCAGCCCUCCUGCAAGGUCCUGCUGUGUCCAUGGUGCAAGGAGGAGGGGCACACAGACCCUGUCACAGUCCCCGUGCCGCUGGGCACUCUGGAGGAGAUGCAUUGUGAGGAACACGGGGAGAAGGUAUGCUUCUUCUGCGGACAUGAUGCUCAGCUCCUGUGCACGCGCUGUCGAGAGGGCCCCUCCCACCACACCCACGCCGUGGGCUUCCUGGACGGGGCCUGCCAGCCCAACCAGUCUUGCAGGAACUUCAACUCCAGCCUCAGAGGCCCCUCGGUGAUGGAUGCCAAGAACUAUCUCUCUCACCAUCCAGUCACCAGGUCUGCAAGCGAUUUCUCAGAGGCACCUCUUGGGUCUUUAACUCGGCCUCAUCCCCACAACCGCCACCAAAUCCAGGCCCUCAGCGCUUCACCCAGAUAUUGGACGGCCUCGGACGUGCUCCCUGCCUCCACUCUCUCUGUCUCCGAUCACCCUCCAACCCUCCACGAGGACGGUGUCAGGACUCAGUUGGAAGCCCUGAGGGUGGAGGGAGAAGAGAUUGAGGAUAUAAAGAGUCAGGAAGACCAGAAGUUCCAAAUGCUUCUGACUCACAUCGAAAUCAGGAAGCAGCAGGUAGAAGCCGUGUUUGAGAAGUUGCAGCAGGAGCUGAGGGAACAGCGGGGCCUCCUGCUGGCCAGGCUGAGGGGGCUGGAGGUGCAGGUCUGCGAGGAGCGAGAAGACUACAUCUCCAAGUUCUCUGAGGAGGUUGCCAGGCACAGAGCCGAGGCCAAGGAGCUGGAGAACUGCCAGCAGCUGGCAAGUGUCCUGCUACAUGUGGGGGGCUCUCCACAACCUGCCUCGUGGGAUGGGAGAGGGAUUGCUCAUGCAGGGACAGCAGCUGAGGUUGGGAGAUGCUGCAGAGGGGCAGGAGAGGGGAGCAGAGGUCUUCUGCUAGGAGGGACUGGUAGCUGUCGGGUUUCUUCAGCCCAGAGACGCUACAGAGGGGCAGACCCCGAAAGGCUGGAUGACUUGACUCCACACUGUGGUCGUGUCAAAGACUCUGGAAUCAGCCGUUCUUGGGUUUGAGGGCAGGCUCUUCCAGCCGUGUGGCCUCAGCGAGCCUUGUGCCCGCCUAAACAUGGGGAUAACAGUAGCACCUCCUUCCUAGAGCUCCUGCAAAGACGAUAAACAAUCCGUGCCAAAUGCCUCACAUGGUCCUGGUUCACAGAGAGAACUCCAUAGUGGCGUCUGUUUCGAUGGUCCUCACGUUACCCUGCGUCACAUCAGGUUCGGCUGGUAACUCAAGGCCUGGACCCUGUUCUCCACCAUCUCUCAAUCACUGGAGGCAGAACACACUCCCAAGAUGAGGCUAAGACAAAGAAGUGAG